GAGACAAAGGUUUUGAUAUUUGCGUUGAACAGAUUCCUCCGUUGUUACUUGUCAGUGUCUCCACUACGGCACGAACGCUUUGGUUCUUCGCCGGAAACAAAAUAACAUAAAAAUCCAAUUUCUGCAAACACCGAUUCAUCGGAGUUCAAUGCCGGAGGAUUCUUCUUCGAUAGACUACGCGAUGGAGAAGGCAUCAGGGCCUCACUUCUCCGGUCUUCACUCUUCUUCUCCACCCAAUUCCUCCGUCAUCUCUUCACUUUCUCAUCUCCGAUCAGUUGUAUCUUCUUCUUCUUCUCCUGCUUCCGACGCUCCCAAACAACCCUUCAUUAUCGGUGAUUUUUUUCUCAAUCCCUGUUGUUUAGCAANUCAGCAGCUUCAUGACCAACGUGUUGUUCUAGUUAAUCAGGAUUCCUUUUACCGUGGUUUGACAUCGGAGGAGUUGCAGCGUGCGCAAGAGUACAACUUUGAUCAUCCCGAUGCCUUUGACAAUGAGCAGCUUUUGCAUUGUGCUGAGACUCUCAAGAGCGGGCUACCCUAUCAAGUUCCAAUCUACGACUUUAAGACCCAUCAACGUAGAUCUGAUACUUUUCGUCAGGUCAAUGCUUCUGAUGUUAUAAUUUUGGAAGGGAUUCUAAUCUUCCAUGACUCACGAGUGCGGAAUCUGAUGAAUAUGAAGAUCUUUGUUGACACAGAUGCUGAUGUAAGGCUUGCUCGCAGAAUCAGGCGUGACACAGCUGAGAGGGGUAGGGAUGUCAUUUCUGUGCUUGAACAGUAUGCAAAGUUUGUGAAGCCGGCAUUUGAUGACUUUGUGCUCCCGACGAAGAAAUAUGCUGAUGUAAUCAUACCUCGAGGAGGUGAUAAUCACGUUGCAGUCGAUUUGAUUACGCAACAUAUCCACACAAAACUUGGGCAGCAUGAUCUCUGCAAAAUCUACCCAAAUGUGUACGUCAUCCAGUCAACAUUUCAGAUAAGAGGCAUGCAUACACUUAUUCGGGAGAAGGACAUAUCAAAGCAUGAUUUUGUAUUCUAUUCAGAUCGACUCAUUCGUCUGGUCGUGGAGCAUGGUCUUGGUCAUUUGCCAUUCACUGAGAAACAAGUAGUUACUCCAACAGGAGCUGUAUAUACCGGUGUUGAUUUCUGCAAGAAGCUUUGUGGGGUCUCAAUUAUUCGAAGUGGUGAAAGCAUGGAAAAUGCAUUACGCGCUUGCUGCAAAGGAAUUAAAAUAGGGAAAAUUCUCAUCCACCGUGAUGGCGACAAUGGAAAACAGCUUAUUUAUGAGAAGCUUCCUCACGACAUCUCUGAACGCCAUGUCCUGCUUCUAGACCCUGUCUUAGCCACAGGUAACUCUGCAAAUCAAGCCAUUGAAUUACUCAUACAGAAAGGAGUACCUGAAGCUCACAUUAUAUUCCUCAACCUUAUCUCGGCGCCGGAGGGAAUCCACUGUGUCUGCAAACGUUUUCCAGCAUUGAAGAUAGUGACCUCUGAAAUAGACCAGGGUCUGAACCAAGAGUUCCGAGUUAUACCGGGCUUAGGCGAGUUUGGCGAUCGUUACUUCGGCACCGACGAGGAAGAUCAGUAGUCACCACUCAACACUCUGACCGGUUCGAGCAGAAAACAGACGCAUUGGUUUGGUGGUCCUACUAGCUUAAAUUUAUGACUAGAGACACUAGAGGAACUUGUAGUAUGUCUCGUCUCAAAAGAACCUACAUAAAGCUUGUGCCAUUAAUAUUUGUUUGUCCUAUGAUAAUCAUGAAUCUCUCUGCACCCAAA
Molecule: messenger RNA, 1770 nt
Organism: Camelina sativa (false flax)
Lineage: Eukaryota; Viridiplantae; Streptophyta; Magnoliopsida; Brassicales; Brassicaceae
Source: RefSeq, a predicted model, not a curated record